AUGAGUAACUGCUGCCUGAUCACAUGGGCCGCCAGAGCACAGCGCUGCCGGGACGGACCCGCCGGAGAGCGAGCGAGCCAAGGCAGCAGGGAACCGAGAUGGAGGAGGAGACACGACACCCCACAGCUGAGGCUCCAUCUCUGCUGAAGUCCUACAAAUGGCGGACAGGCCCUCAAGGCGGAGAGAGGGAGAUGGAGCUGGAGACAGAGCGGCAUCCUAUGCCUCCUGCCAGCAGCCGCUGGGCCAGACUGCACAACUGGAAGCGUGCUCAUAGCCACCCUGAGACUGAUGCCCCUGAGGUGCGCAUGGCCAGGACCAGCCCAGGCACUGAGUCCCCAGGCCCCGUGGGCAGCAAAGCAACUGCCCGGAGGUCUAUGUUCCAGAGGGCAUUCUCUGCCCCUACCAAGAUGCCCAAGGAGCCCAAGGGCCAAGAAGGCAGUAAGCUGAACCUGCGAAAAUAUCUGCGCUCCAAGUCCCACCGCAGGAACCAGGAGAGUGGGUCCAAGGCACAGCAGGCCCCUCAGGAGGCAGCCAAAGAUGGUGUGCGCCCUGCGCAGCGGAUCCCAUUGGCCCCAUCCCCUGAGGUCCCUGUCUGGGAUGUCUCCAACUUUUCCCUGGUGGAUGGACAGCUGGUGCUUAUGUCCAGAGAUGAGGAAGUUUCAUACCGGAGUCGGAACAGAACUGGAAGCUCCAUUUCGGAGGGCAAUGCCCAGCCAUUCCUGGGCAGCAGGAGGGAUACCGGGCUGAGCCUGGCCCGAAAGAGCUCGCCCAGCCUCCUCACCCCAGGAAAAGGCACUGAGAGUGACGUGUCAACUGGCUCCCAGUUCAGUAAUGUGAAGGGGCUAAUAUGGAAGAGGCUAAAAGAACGAAAGGGUCGGACAGCAUCCAAAUCCGACUGCCUAACAGCGCCCCCUAUGGAUGGAGACAGGCUGCAGAUCCGGUAUGGCUCCCACGAUUCCCUGUUGCCUGCACCAAGCGCAGCUGAGCUGGAUCUGAGUGGUGAAGAUGUAGUGAUCCGCCCGCUGCACGGCAGUCUCCUGGGCGAGAAGUUCUGUUUCCAGAUAAUCAAUGCUGAGGGGAGCCGCUGUUUUGGCUGCACAUCAGUGGCUGAGCGGGACCGGUGGAUUGAGAACUUGCGCAGAACUGUGCAGCCCAACAAGGAUAACUGUGAGCGUGUGGAGAACACCCUGAGUCUCUGGGUAUACGAGGCCCGGGACCUGCCCCCCAAGAAGCGCUUCUUCUGUCAGUUGCACCUGGAUGGUGCCCUGUAUGCUCGCACUACAGCCAAGCCAGCGAACGUAAGCGGGGCACUCUUUUGGGGCGAGCUCUUUGAGCUGGCCACACUGCCUGCAGUGCGGGAGCUGCGCAUCAGCCUGCUGCGGGAGGAGGAGGGGCGGCGGCGGGAUAGCAGCCCCCUGGGCACUGUGACCAUCCCAUUGGGAGAACUGGCUGCCUCGCGCCAGCCCUUGGAGAAAUGGUAUCCACUGUGUGGAGCUGCCACCAGCCGGAUGCCGUCUGUGCGGUUGCGUGGGCGCUACCAGGAGAUCCGGGUGCUGCCCAUCGUGAGCUACAAGGAGUUUGCUGAGUACAUCACCUUCCGCUACCGGGAGCUGUGCGCCAGGCUGGAGCCUGUCAUCGCUGUGCGCCACAAGGAGGAACUCGCCGGCGCCCUGGUGCAUGUGUUGCAGAGCACUGGCAAAGCCAAGGCAUUUCUCAUUGAUCUAGGAGUGGCGGAGCUGGACCGCUUUGACGACAGAGAGGCGCUGAUCUUUCGCGAGAACACCCUGGCAACCAAGGCCAUUGACGAGUACAUGAAGCUAGUUGGGGGACAGUACCUGCUGGACACACUGGGGGAGGCCAUUGCCCAGCUGUAUGAGUCAGAGGACAGCUGUGAGGUCGAUCCCAGCAAGUGUGCUGCCAAUGAUCUGUCUGACAACCAGAACAACCUGCGGCAGGCGUGCGAGGAGAUCUUCCAGAGAAUCACCAACUCCUGCGAUGCAUUCCCAGCAGAGCUCAGCGAGAUCUUUGCCGCGUGGCAGGGGGAGUGCAUGGAGCGGGACAAGGAGGACAUCGGGCAGCGGCUCAUCUCAGCUUCACUCUUCCUGCGUUUCCUGUGCCCAGCCGUCAUGUCUCCUAGCCUGUUUGGCCUCACCCAGGAGUACCCAGAUGAAGCCACCUCCCGCAGCCUCACCCUGGUGGCAAAGGUCAUUCAGAACCUGGCCAAUUUUGCCACAUUUGGUGAGAAGGAGGCAUACAUGGGGUUCAUGAACGAAUUCCUGGAGCACAACUGGAGUCAUAUGAAGUCAUUCCUGCAGAGCGUGGCUAAUCCUGACAGCAGUGCCCAUCUGGUGGCCUAUGAUGGCUAUGUGGACCUGGCGCUAGAGCUCUCUACCCUGCACUCACUGCUCUGUGACAUUUUCACCAGCGUGGACCAGCGAACAAGGGAGCAGCUAGAACCCUUGCCAACUAUCCUCAAUGCCAUCAAAGAGGGGACACCAGUGCCCGUUUCCAUCAGACUUGGGCCUGGCAUGGAGGACAGCCACUGUGAGAAGCCAGGAUUCCUGCCCCCAAGGGAGCUGAGCAAGCACAGCCCCCUGAUCAAGAGCCACUCUAUGACCAACAUACAGAAGGGCCGGGGGAAGGACGAUGAGCGGCACCUUCAGCAGCUGCCUGCCUCCCCUCGCCAGGCCUGGGAGAGCAGGAAGGUGCAGCGCACCCAGAGCGUGCCAGCCCAGAGCAAAGCAGGACGUAGGCUUCAGAAACAGAGCAGCAUGGAGCAUGUGGCUGAGUCCCUGGGAGAGGAGAGUCACACUGGGAGCUCUUCCAACUCUGCCUCUCGCUCACGGGAUGGCCGAGCCCAACCGGGCCGAUACAAUCUCCGCCAAUCUGCUUCGCUGCCACGGAAAUCCACAGUGCCCUGGCAGCGCCAUGCUGAGGAAGGAGCCAAGGUGCAUACUGAGCUGUACGCCAUGCGGCCGCUGGAGAAGCACGGGAAGCAAAUUGAGGAGCUGAAGAAGGAGCUGGCAGACGCCAAGGAGAAACACAGGUUCUUUGAGAGCCAGCUAGAAGUGCUGCUCACUCAGAACCAGGCCCUGCUGGAGGAGCAGGCCAAGAGCCAGGGGCAGGAGGAGAGAUUCCGGAGACAACUGGAGGAGCUGGAAGCCCAUUUGGCAAACCUCAGCACCAGGGUGGCGGCAGCGGAGGGUGGCCGAAGGAAGGACCAGGAGAAGCUGAAGGCCAGCGAGGAGAGGGCAAAGCAUCUGGAGCGCCGCCUGUCAGCCCUGGAACGGGAACACGCUGAGCUACUCUGUGCAAUGAGCCAGUACCGGGGACUCCAGGAUAAACCACCCAACUCGCUGCUGAGGCCAGGGCCACAGGCUGAGGACUGGCAGGAGGUUUAGCCAGCACCUGGGCCAUGCAUGGGAUGGAACAUUCCACUCUACCGGCCCCUGCAUGGGAUGGAACAGCCCACCCCUGCACUCCUCAGCCCUGCAUGGGAUAGAACACCAAACCCCUGCCAGCCCCUGGGCCCGGCAUGAGAUGGAGCAGCCCACCCUUGCCAGCCCCUCACCUCUGCAUGGGAUGGAACACCCCACCCCUGCCAGCCCCUGGGUCCUGGGCAGAGGAUGGAACACCCCACCCCUGCCAGCCCCUGGGCCCUGC
Pelodiscus sinensis (Chinese soft-shelled turtle) is the source of this 3663-nucleotide messenger RNA. Lineage: Eukaryota; Metazoa; Chordata; Testudines; Trionychidae. The record is from RefSeq and is a predicted model, not a curated record.